AUGACAAAUAAACAAGUGCAUGAAGAAUGGAAGAAAAAGAAUUCUCUGGCUUUGCAUGCAAUUCAACUUUCAUGUGGACUAGCACUAUUUUCUAAGUUUAAAGAUCCCCACAUUUCUGCUCAAUAUGCAUGGACUCAUUUGGCUGAGAGAGCUUCGGGAAAGGCACAACAGCCAGUGCCAAUAUUAGAUUAUGUUAAAGAAAUUCCAAUUGAAGAUAAUGGGUUGGGAGAGUACCUUGAUUACAAGUCCUUAUACAAGGUAAUUGAAGAAGGUAACUUGAAUCAUACAGAAGUUUUCCUUCAGCAGAAGCCAAAUGCCAUUAGGACAAGAGUUACAUUACACGACGAUACAGCUCUGCACAUUGCAAUUUUGUUUGGAAAAAUUGCAAUUGCAGAAAAACUUGUAGAUUUGAUGAACGCGGAUGACUUACAAAUGAUAAAUGAUCAUGGUGCUACGGCAUUGUCCCUUGCUGUGAUCUGUGGUGUGAAGAAGCUGGCUAAGACAAUGAUGAUUAAGAACAAAAAUUUAGUUAGAAUUGCAAGUGUAGAUCAUGAAGACGGGCAACUUCCUGUGAUUGUGGCUGCAUUGUAUGGACAAAAGGACAUGGUUCGUUAUUUAUACAGAGUGACGCCAAAACAUGAGCUAAGUCCUGAAAGGGGUGAUAAUGGAGCCACACUACUUAAUUGUCUUAUUACAGCUGAAAUUUAUGAUGUUGCUUCUAAGCUAUUGAAAAGGUACCCAAAGCUGGGUGUUACCCCAGAUCCUAGUGGCAAUUUUGCACUCGGAAUAUUGGCUCACAAGCCCUCUGCAUUUUAUAGUGGGACUAAGCUUAAAUUUUGGGAAAGAUGCAUCUACAGUUGUUUAAGAGUACGUUCACCUUGGGAAAGUCAUCAUGGUUCUCAUGACAAUGAGCAUGUAGAAAUGCAAACAUCAAGUAGUAUUGAUGAUCACAAUAUUCAAAUUGAAUCAUCCGAUGAAGAUAUGAUCGAAGGGAAGGCACAUGGAGGCCUAACUAUAACAACGCGAGGUACAUCAAAUCACACCAUAUUCCUCCUCUUCUUGUUCAAGUCUUCUUCAUACAUCCUAAAUUUAGUUUUAGAGGUACAAAUCAGGCAAGGAUGA
This is a messenger RNA of Olea europaea var. sylvestris, 1122 nucleotides long. RefSeq lists its product as uncharacterized. Bases 1 to 1122 code for a protein of 373 amino acids. Gene Ontology annotation, molecular function: protein binding. The record is from RefSeq and is a predicted model, not a curated record. NCBI's taxonomy places the organism in Eukaryota, Viridiplantae, Streptophyta, Magnoliopsida, Lamiales, Oleaceae. The transcript has 4 exons.